CCUAACGUACAUGUACGUACGUAUACGUACUACAUGUACUGUAGCUGAAUAUGAAUGUGAACGAUUUGCCCUAACUCUGAGUCUGAGGUUCACCCCCGGCAAAGUAGUAAUCCUGCUUACCUUGGUUGUUGAGAGACAAGAGACAUCACCGGUAUCCGACGACAAAGUUCCAUGUAGCUCACAAUCUCUGACUAAACCCAACUGUGGAUUAAAUCUGAUUUAAAAUGGCUGCACCUCCAGAUGUAGCGACAUCGGCCGUCUUGGUCCAGAGCUCCGAGAUGCCAGAAGGCUCGGUAAAGGUCAAAGGUUAUGAUUUCAAUGAGGGCAUUGAUUAUCACAAGCUUCUGCAAUCUUUCAAGACAUGUGGAUUCCAAGCUACGAAUCUAGGACUGGCUAUAGAAGAAAUUCAGAAGAUGAUAUCAAAGAAAGAGGAAGGAUAUGAUGAAGAGGAAGCAAAGAAAGGAGCUGAACUUAACCCUUGUGGUCGACUCAAGUCAAACUGUACCAUUUUCCUCGGUUACACCUCUAACCUCAUCUCAUCAGGACUCAGAGAAACCUUUAGUUUCUUGGCUCAACAUAAUUUGGUUGAUUGCAUAGUGUCUAGUGCUGGAGGCAUUGAAGAAGACUUCAUAAAAUGUUUAGGAGAUACCUAUAUUGGGGAUUUCAGCCUGAAAGGUCGUGAGCUUAGACCAAAGGGCAUCAAUCGUAUUGGCAAUCUCUUGGUUCCGAACGAAAACUACUGCAAGUUUGAGGACUGGCUCAUGCCGAUCUUGGACCAGAUGUUGAUUGAGCAGAACACGGAGGGUAUCAACUGGACGCCAUCCAAGAUGAUUGCUAGGUUAGGCAAGGAAAUUGAUGAUCCAAGUUCUGUCUACUACUGGGCAUACAAGAAUAACAUUCCUGUGUUUAGUCCUGCUCUAACGGAUGGUUCAUUAGGGGAUAUUCUUUACUUUCAUUCUUACAAGAACCCGGGCCUAAGAUUAGAUAUCAUUGAAGAUGUAAGGAGAAUGAACAGCCAGGCAGUAUACGCAGCACAUACAGGAAUGAUCAUCUUGGGUGGUGGGCUUGUCAAACAUCAUAUAUGUAAUGCAAAUCUGAUGAGGAAUGGAGCCGAUUUCUGUGUGUUUCUAAACACAGCUCAGGAGUUUGAUGGAUGUGAUGCUGGAGCUAGACCUGAUGAAGCAAUCUCAUGGGGAAAGAUCAAGAUGACUGCAUCUCCAGUCAAGGUGUAUGGUGAGGCGACCAUGCUAUUUCCUCUGCUUGUAGCCGAGACGUUCGCCCGCUGUGUUCACACAAAAGAAAGUGAGAAGGAUGAUCAGCCUCUGAGCAAAAAAUCAAGAAACUCUGACUCCUACAUUGCAACAUAAAACUGAAUGCAUGGGACUGAAGAUUAUCAUUGAAAGCAAGAUGUGGUCAGGGUAAAGCAUGCAUGAGAACUAAAAGCAAUUUUACAUCAGAUUUGGUGUGUUAUCAGAGAUGAAAGCGAGGCUCAGAUGAGUUGGAACAUGGAAUUGAACUUAGGAGACUAAAGGUUGGAGAGAGCAGAGACUCAACUUUUGGAAAUUAGUGACAUCGCAUUAUGUGCAGGUAGAACAUGUCUCAAGCGUGAGGCACUAAAACCUUGUGACCAGGGUUCAGACUAGCCUCUUGUCGAGGCCCUGGCGGCUGCUUCCCGAGCGAAGCGAGGGAUUCCCUAAUUCGCGAAGCGAAUUAGGCCUGGCGCGAGCCAGGGCCUCUUGACAUCUGAACUGAAUUAUAUAUUCAUGAGGAACGUCUUCCUAAUGAAUAUACAUGAGUCAUGAUAUUACUGGUCACCGAGUAAACCAAUGAAAUGUCAGAGCUGUUUCGUUUUGGGUUUGGAAUACUAUAUAGUACUAUAGUAGUCCACUAUUCUGCAGGGGAUUCAUUUAAUUGCGGGACACUAAAGGGGAUAUAACCAGCAAAAUGCUACAAGUAGUGGUAGUACUACUACUACUACUACUACUACUACUACUGGCCGUAACAGACCCAUCACCGCCCCGAAACUUCCCGGGAGAUACUGCUCAGCCGCUGGUCAGACUCGAGUCAACUCCCAGCAACUCCACCCCAGCUUCCCUCACUGCACUGCACAGCGGAGAUCGCCCGGAGAUCGAUAAUCGACGCCCCGGUUCGACCGGUGGAAUCGCAUGAAAUAUUACAUUUUUUCCAUAUCCUGUGGGUAGAUUUACAAAGACAUCUCGUCCUUUCAGUGCAGAGUUAAUUUCAUCGACUUGCAAAUCCUUAAAUCGGUCAAUAUUCAGCAUUUUAGAGUCAUAUUCAGCGCUCUUUGAUAUUUCGUCGUCACUCUUCGCCAAGAAUCCAAGGGUCGCCAUUCAAGAUGAGCUCAUGAAUAUUUAAUAUGACGUCAUAGCAGCUCGCGCUCUCAUUGGAUGAUUUUCACCGGCCAGUUUUUGGUCGGUGAAUUGGUAAAAACAAAAGAAAGUCGGUGAAAUUCGGCAUAGAUGUCAAGAGGCCCUGUCUCGCGGCGCUCUGCUUCGCUCUCUCCCUUGCUUUGCCAUGUUCGCUCGGAAAGCAGCCGACAGGGCCUCGACAAGAGGCUAGGUUCAGACCUGCCUUAGGGCCCUGGAAGGUUGGGUCACCAGGUGCUCUCUGGUACAAUCUGAGGCCUAAUCUGAGCCUUGUUCUGCAGUAGUUCACAUGUAACAGUUCCCACUUACUUCAACAUAAACAUUACAGAAAUAUGUUAAAUAUGCAUUCUUACAUGAUUUUGGAAAAUAUAUUGGUAAAUAUUUUUUUAUCUUUUAAUUUUUGGAUUAUGGUGAUGAUCGUAAGGGUGGGAGUUGGGGCAAUUUUUCGGAAGCCUUGCAAUGGAAUUGGGAGUGUUGGAUAUCUCUAGAGAGCGCCCCCAUUGGUGGCUUCAAGUGCAAGAAGUGAAUGAUCUGGCCUUAGUAGGUGGUUUGUUGAUGAAAUGGUUUGCUCUGUGAGUCAUACUGCUUUUUCUGUCCAUGGGCAAGUCAUUUAUCUGCUUUUACCACUCUCCACCCAGUAUGUGUAUCAAAUUAUUUUCAUUUUUCAUGCAAAAUUUUCUAAUAUUUAUCCUUUGUUGAAAUUAACUAAAUAAAUAUGUAGAAUUUCCUGUAUUAUCUAAACAAACAGUAUAUGUGUCACCUCUCUUGUGGCUCAGUGGAUAAAACAAGAGUCUGGGUGAAUGUUUUGUGGGAGAAAAUUUAAUUCACAAACCUAGCACAAUAUUUUCUCUAGAUCUAAUAGGCAAUUUCAAUUUUUUUAUAUGUGAUCUGUAUUAUGUAUAACACUGUUUGUUUACCAGAUAAUUUAGAAUUUUGGGGAAAAUGUAGUCAUGAAUUUAUUUGGGAACAUGGUUUGGUGUCAUACUUCAGUAAUCUAUUUUUAAAGUGUGAUAAAGAAAACUAUCUUAUAAAAGGUAGUUGUACUUCUUUGCAAAGUUUAUUGUCCUUAACUUUUGAAAUUAUUUUACAUUCACUUGCCUCUGAGAUUCUGUAAAUCCCAUAGAAGGCACGCCCAGUUCUCAUAGCCAACUAGUUAAAUUUCCUGGACUUUUAUCAAAUGUGAAAUAUAUAGUGAAUUUUUUAAAGGAAUAUUAAUAUUUGGUAUAGAGAAAUACCAAUAUUUUGUUACCUUUUUCAUUUACAAUUUUUAUUUUCUAUUUUUUGAAGAAUCUUUAAUGUCAUGCCAAUGGCUUUGAAGGGUCCUUUCAUAAUAUAUUAAGAUACUUUUUAACAUUAGUAAAAUUAAAAAGAAAAAUGAAACUCCUAAAAAUCAGAAAAUUUGAUGCACUUGUUUAGUAUAGUCUUAUUGUAUGCUAUUCUGGUAGUAAUAUCUGUUUAUUAUUUGAAGCGCUUAGUGACUGAGAUUUCUUUUCAUCUGUUCAAAAAUUAUAUUAAUCCUGUGCUUCUUAAACAGUCACAUGUAUAAAGACAUGUGUAUAAAUAGUUUUGAAAAUGUAUUACUCUUUCAAAUAGUAACAAAUAUUCCCCCUUUAUUUUAUUAUAAAAACUAUUCUCAAACAGAAUAGAUAUUCCAUUUUGGCUUGACAUUUUUUUUUCUUAUUUAAUCACGCUAUAUGCUGAAGGGACAAUGGAUCCAUUGCAAUCUGUAUUUUUCUGACAAAAAUGAUACGGUGGUGUAUGAUGAAGAGCAACAUGUUUAAAAAUAAAUCUAUUUUCUGAUUUCUCAAUUGAUGGAUUGAAGGAUAAAGAUAUUUCUGAAUGGGGAGAUGGUAAAUUAAGAAUGCAAAUUUCCUAGGCCCUUUGCUGAAAGAAUUGCAUUUGAAGGCUAAAUAGAAACAAACUUUAAAAAUAAAAUGCAAGUACCCAAUACACAAAUUUGAUUAGUUGAAUUUCAAGUUGUUUUUUAAUGCAACUCUUUCUACAAUAGGCCCAGCACUGUAAGAGGUCACAAAUAGAGAUAAGCUAAUACUGAUGAAUCAAUAUGUAAAUAUGUAAAAGAUAUUAAAGAAACAAAUGAAAUUGA
This is a messenger RNA of Lytechinus pictus (painted urchin), 4491 nucleotides long. RefSeq names its product deoxyhypusine synthase-like. The transcript has 10 exons. Gene Ontology annotation, cellular component: cytoplasm. The record is from RefSeq and is a predicted model, not a curated record. Gene Ontology annotation, molecular function: deoxyhypusine synthase activity. Lineage: Eukaryota; Metazoa; Echinodermata; Echinoidea; Temnopleuroida; Toxopneustidae. Gene Ontology annotation, biological process: peptidyl-hypusine biosynthetic process. The coding region runs from base 225 to 1367 and encodes 380 amino acids.